This is a messenger RNA of Plodia interpunctella (Indianmeal moth), 1975 nucleotides long. RefSeq names its product Transmembrane 9 superfamily protein member 3 (gene TM9SF3). Gene Ontology annotation, biological process: protein localization to membrane. Gene Ontology annotation, cellular component: membrane. The record is from RefSeq and is a predicted model, not a curated record. The transcript has a single exon. NCBI's taxonomy places the organism in Eukaryota, Metazoa, Arthropoda, Insecta, Lepidoptera, Pyralidae. The coding region runs from base 110 to 1837 and encodes 575 amino acids.
UCAUAUUCUGGCAACAUUAAUUAAAUGUCGGACAGCGGCAUUCCACAUACGUGUUAUGUUUAUUUUAUUUUAAAUUAGCAGUAACUUUUACCUGAAAUUUAGAUUAACAAUGAAAGCUUUAUGCCUUUUGUUUGUACUCUGGAGUGUAGUAAAUUGUGAUGAACACACACACACUUAUAAUGAUAAAGAGCAAGUCGUGCUAUGGAUGAAUACGGUAGGCCCAUAUCACAAUCGUCAAGAAACUUAUGCCUUUUUUUCGCUGCCUCUUUGUGGUGGCACCAAAGUGAAAAUUGCGCACUAUCAUGAAACAUUGUCGGAAGCUCUUCAGGGUGUUGAAUUAGAGUUCAGUGGUCUGGACAUUGCCUUCAAGGAAAAUGUUCCAGCACAACAAUAUUGUGCCAUAUCACUUACUGAGCAACACUAUUUAGCGCUCGUUUAUGCAGUGAAGAACCACUAUUGGUAUCAGAUGUACAUAGAUGACCUACCUAUUUGGGGCAUUCUUGGAGAAAUUGAUAGAGACCAGUAUUACAUUUGGACUCAUAAGAAAUUUGAUAUUGGAUACAAUGGCAAUAGAAUUGUUGAAGUAAGUCUUACUGCUGAGAAUAAAGAACUUUUAACACCCAAUGCGAAUAUCCCAUUCACUUAUGAAGUUAAUUGGAAGAAGAGUGACAUCAGCUUUGAAGAUCGAUUUGACAAGUAUUUGGACACAAACUUUUUCCAACACAGGAUCCAUUGGUUUAGUAUCUUUAAUAGUUUCAUGAUGGUUAUAUUUCUAGUAGGUCUAGUCUCUAUGAUUUUGAUGAGAACCCUACGUAAAGAUUAUGCUAGGUAUUCUAAGGAUGAUGAUCUUGAUGAUUUAGAAAAGGAUUUGGGUGAUGAAUAUGGUUGGAAGCAGGUGCAUGGUGAUGUGUUCCGCCCAGUUCCACAUUUGGCUUUAUUCUCUGCCUUGGUUGGUUCUGGAUACCAACUCACUGUUGUGACUCUGGGUGUUAUUAUUUUCACUAUAUUUGGUGAACUCUAUACUGAAAGGGGUUCCUUGCUAUCAACUGCCAUAUUCAUUUAUGCUGCAACCUCUUCAAUCAAUGGUUAUUUUGGGGGCUCUCUUUAUGCAAGAAUGGGUGGGAAACUUUGGAUCAAACAGAUGCUUCUCUCUGCUUUCUUGCUUCCUGUGAUGGUGUGUGGGACAGCAUUCUUCAUCAAUUUCAUUGCUAUGUAUUAUCAUGCCUCUAGAGCCAUCCCAUUCAGCAGCAUGAUUGCAGUCAUGUCAAUCUGUACUUUUGUUAUUUUGCCCUUGACAUUAGUGGGCACUGUUCUCGGCCGCAACCUGGCUGGCCAACCUGAUUAUCCUUGCCGCAUCAAUGCUGUCCCUAGACCAAUACCUGAAAAGAAAUGGUUUAUGGAGCCUCUUGUUAUCAUCCUUAUGGGAGGUAUCCUUCCCUUUGGAUCCAUUUUUAUCGAAAUGUAUUUCAUAUUUACCUCAUUCUGGGCCUACAAAAUUUACUAUGUCUAUGGAUUCAUGUUGCUAGUAUUCUUGAUUCUGAUGAUUGUGACUGUAUGUGUGACUAUUGUUUGUACAUACUUCUUGCUGAAUGCCGAGGACUAUCGCUGGCAGUGGACUAGCUUCUUGUCUGCUGGAAGCACAGCUCUCUAUGUCUACAUGUAUUCAUUCUACUACUUCAUAUUCAAAACUAAAAUGUAUGGGCUUUUCCAGACUACUUUCUAUUUUGGGUACAUGGCUCUGUUUAGUUUGGCUCUUGGUAUUAUAUGUGGAACUGUUGGAUAUUUGGGUACUAGCAUAUUUGUUCGGAAAAUAUAUUCAACUGUGAAAAUUGAUUAAUGCAUUUAUGCUAUUUGAUAAUAUGAGUAUGUCCUGAUUCCAAUUAAAUAUGAGUUUUUUUAGUUAUUAAUUUCAUUAAUACUUAAUAUAACUCAAAUGAAUUCAUUUUGAGAUUAUUUUAUUUUGUGUUUGAAUAUU